AUGAAAGGAGGUAAAUCAAAGACUGAAACCAGGAGCUCUAAGCUCUCUGUGACGAAGAAGCCUGCUAAGGGAGCAGGCCGUAGCAAAGCCGCUGCUGCUGCUAAGGAUCCAAACAAGCCAAAGAGACCAGCCAGUGCCUUCUUCGUUUUCAUGGAAGAUUUCCGUGAGACUUUUAAGAAAGAAAAUCCCAAGAACAAAUCUGUUGCCACUGUUGGGAAAGCUGGUGGUGAAAAGUGGAAAUCACUGACGGAUGCUGAGAAGGCUCCCUACGUUGCUAAGGCUGACAAGCGCAAGGUUGAUUAUGAGAAGAACAUGAAAGCCUACAACAAGAAACUGGAGGNAGGUCCAAAGGAAGAUGAAGAAUCCGACAAGUCUGUGUCAGAGGUUAACGAUGAAGAUGACGCAGAGGAUGGUAGUGAAGAGGAGGAAGACGAUGACUAA
Messenger RNA from Arabis nemorensis, 441 nucleotides. The record is from the annotation of a GenBank genome assembly. NCBI's taxonomy places the organism in Eukaryota, Viridiplantae, Streptophyta, Magnoliopsida, Brassicales, Brassicaceae.